Messenger RNA from Erigeron canadensis, 1661 nucleotides. RefSeq lists its product as uncharacterized. The coding region runs from base 35 to 1411 and encodes 458 amino acids. Lineage: Eukaryota; Viridiplantae; Streptophyta; Magnoliopsida; Asterales; Asteraceae. The transcript is spliced from 9 exons. The record is from RefSeq and is a predicted model, not a curated record.
UUAAUUUUCGCACCUACAAAAACAAACACACACCAUGGUUGGUGGUGGUACCGGUACGGCGACUGUCGUUAGACUUCCGGCCAUCCUCUUCCUCAUAACCGUCGCUAUUUCCGUCUCCGUCGUUGCUUCCGCCGACUUACCUUCUUUAAAGGUUGCAGAGUUUGCUUCAAUUAAGUUAUCUCCGAGUUUUGUAUUAGAAAAGUCUCCAGGUUCAAGACCUGGAUCUCAAGUAGUUUGUGAGCGAGUGGAAAUUAAUGGCUUGUCGAGAUUUAGAAAUCUCACAAGUUAUUUCUCUUCAGUGAAAGUUAAGAUUCUAAAUGUAACUUCUACUGGUCGUCCUUCAAACAUUACGCUUUGUUUUCAUAGGAAUGCAUCACUUGGGUUGGGGAUGUGCCCUGUGGGUCAGUGGGAGAAACUUACUAAAGGGUCAUGGGUUAGAUCCAUGUCCCCGUUUGACCAUAAGCUUUUGGAUGUACGAAUAACGGGCUCUCCACUAGGAACUGUUGAGGUUGCAUUGAACGAAGAAUUUUAUAUGUAUCGGGUUAUCUUGUUGGUGCUGGGAAUGACACUGAUGACAUUUGCAUCCUCAUUGAGCAAUUCUUUAAUAGUAUACUAUGGUGGUGCAAUGACAUUAGGGAUUAUGCUUGUCGUGUUGGUGAUCCUCUUUCAGGGUAUGAGGAUCCUACCAAGUGGUCGAAAGAGUUCACUGGCAUUAUUUCUAUAUGGAUCCAUAGUUGGAGUUGGAUCCUUUUUGUUUAGCUAUAUCCCUACAUUGUUGCGUUCACUGCUUGUGGAAAUGGGAAUCAGCGAAGAUGUUUACAGUCCUGUGGCAGUAUUCCUACUAGCUUUUGUUGUUCUGUGUGGGGCGUGGUUAGGCUUCUGGGCUGUUCGUAAACUUGUUCUGACGGAAGAUGGAUCAAUCGAUACUGGGGUAGCUCAAUUUGUGUGUUGGUCUUUCCGAAUUGUGGCGUCGUGUAUGAUUCUCCAGAGUUCGGUGGAUCCUUUAUUGGCAGUUUUGGCAUUGGUCUGUGGAAUUCUCUCUUCAUCUGUGGUAAAGGGUUUUGUUAGUUAUGUACACAGGAUGUUAUUUAGAACAAAAAGGAGCAAGUGUAUUAAAUCCUACCUGCCAGAUUCUUCACCUGUUGAAGAUUCUUAUGAAGUUGAGUACAAAGCUCACAAGUUAUCAGACUCAAACACGUUCUACUCUAGCUUUCACAAAACACCUGCAAGAAAACGCUACACUAAGGAUGAAUGGGACGAGUUCACAAAAGAGUCCACCAAGAAAGCAUUAGAAGGUCUCGUUUACACUCCAGAUUUCAACAGAUGGGCUGUUGCUCAUGCUGAUAGAAUCACUUUACUUCCCAAGAAAGACGCUAAUUCAGGGAGAAAGAGCUGGUUCCGGUGGUCUUGAUUAAUUUAGGCUGUAAUGGCAACACUAACCAUUUUAUUGUAAAAAAAGAACCAUCAACGUUACAUUCUAGUAUGAUCUGAUUGUUUUGGGGAUGGCUGAUUGUAGUAACUUCUAACCAGUGUCUGUUCUGGUCUGACUGGAUAAAGGUCUGUAUUUCGAGCAUGGAAGACUCUCACUCUAGUGGCAUCUUGGUAUUGUUAUUGAUGCCAUUUAAGUUUCUUUUAUGCGAUUAAAAUGGUUCGACCUUGUA